UCUUAACUUCUCUUUCAGUUUCAAUUGGAAAUGAAGCAAAGAAGAAACCUCCCUCUAAUUUUUCAAGAAAACAAUUUUGUGUGUUGAAAAGGGUAGAGUGUACACAGACUUUACCGUUCUUCUCCGAGUCACAGAGGCUGUUUUCGAGGCUUAAGAAUUGGUUUUUCUUGAAUUUUAGUAGUAUGAAGGUGUCAUUGUUGUACACAGCUAAAACAGCCUAUAGGUUGUUGAGCUCCAAAGCUACAUGGGGGUGUCAAGUUAGUGCAAAGAGUAAGGUAAAAAGUUGUAGAAGUGAACUCAUAGGUACAAAAAAAACUAAAGUGAAGUUAACUGAGCAGCAAAAUCAAAUCUUGGAAGCAAUUUCAAAUGGAAAUUCUGUUUUCAUUACUGGGUCAGCAGGGACCGGAAAAACCUAUUUACUUCAGCAUAUAAUCACUAAACUUAAGAAGAUUCAUGGGAAAUCUCGGGUUUUCGUUACAGCUUCAACUGGGGUUGCUGCUUGUUCCCUCAAUGGGCAAACCCUUCAUUCUUUUGCUGGAAUUGGACUUGGUGAUGCUAGUUGUGUGGAUUUGCUAUCUAGGGUUUCGUUGGAUAAGAGAGCGUAUCGAAGAUGGAAUAAAGUUAGGGCUUUGGUUAUCGAUGAGAUUAGUAUGGUUAGUGGUGAGGUUUUCGACAAUCUUGAGUUCAUUGCAAGGAGCAUUAGAAGUGAAGAACUUGGCUGUGAGGAGAAGAUUUGGGGUGGGAUACAAUUAGUUGUGAGUGGAGACUUUUUUCAGCUUCCACCAGUAAUUAAUAAGAAGGGACAACAGAAGGAAUUUGCUUUUGAAGCUGAUUGUUGGAAUGCUAGUUUUGACGAACAAAUAGAACUUAAAACUAUCUUUAGGCAGUCUGAUGCUCAGCUUAUAAAACUGCUGCAGGGGAUUAGGAAAGGGAAGUAUGAUUCGGAGGAUUUGAAGUUAUUGGAUCAAUGUUGCUCAAAGGUGGAGCCAGAUUCUUCAGCUGUUCAGCUCUACCCACGGAUUGAAGAUGUGAGUAGAGUGAACGCUGAGAGACUUGACUGUUUAGAUGAGGUACUGUUCAAUUAUCAAGCUCUCGACAGUGGUAAAGAUCCUUGGAAGAAGCAGCUUAAGAAUGGAAUUGCACCUGAGCUGCUCAAAUUGUGUGUAGGAUCUCGGGUUCUCUUGACGAAGAACAUUGAUGUUGUUGGUGGACUUGUGAACGGUGCUACUGGUACAAUCUUAGAUUUUGCUGCUGUUCAAGAUACUCAUAAAUUAUAUGACCAUGAGAUUUCUGAUAUUUGCGGAAAUGGUAACCUGCUACCUGUUGUUAGAUUUGAUUCUGGCCAAGAACUGAUGAUUGGUGUAGAAAGAUGGUAUGUAAUGGAGGGAGAUGAAGCUGUUGCAAUGAGAAAGCAAAUUCCACUCAUAUUAGCUUGGGCUCUAAGCAUUCACAAGUGUCAAGGGAUGACUCUGAACAACCUCCAUACAGACCUCUACCGUGUUUUUGGCUUUGGGAUGGUAUAUGUUGCUCUUUCGCGUGUUAAAAGCUUGGAUGGCCUUAAUCUAGUCAAUUUCAAUCCGUCAAAGAUCAAGGCAAACCCAAAGGUUUUGCAAUUCUAUGAAAGAUUGUCAGCUGAGAAAGAUGAACAAAAGGAAGACAGUGUAACUGAUGAUAUCUAAAUUUGGUAGUCUCGGAUGUAAUCCUCGAGUAACAGUAGUACAACUCGGGGAAGUCCCUUUGGUGAUCUUAAGCUAGAUAUGUGUGUGGAACGACAUAUACGGGACUUUUAAAGUAGAAACAAAUCCAUUCAGAGCAAUCCCGGAAGACGUAACAAAGAUACAACUUUGGUCAUUCAAACCAGGGCAUUGAGUUCAUCAUUUCCUCCAGGUAACAGAUUUGUUUGCCAAGCACCAGCACCUUAAAAAUUACCGAAAAUUUGAGGAUCUUCUGCCUAUUACAUAAACUUUAUAAGAUGCAAUGUCCUUAUUUCUAGAUUGUCACUUGUAUCCCAGGAACACGCAAAGUAUCUUAGUUAUGUAAAGACAGGUUCUUGUAGAACCCCUUCUUUACGAGACCUACAGAGGUGCGUUCUCCUACGUGUAUCAACAUAGUUCUGUAUAUCUUGUUAGUAUCAAUGGUCAUUCAGCUAUAGGAAGGUAUCUUGAUUCAUGACAACUUACUGUACUCUGGAUUGAGACUUUUUUUUAUAACCAACUGGAUAUUUCAGAUGAAAUUUUUUAGUGGUCUAACAUGUUUUAUCGCCAA
Molecule: messenger RNA, 2265 nt
Organism: Solanum lycopersicum (tomato)
Lineage: Eukaryota; Viridiplantae; Streptophyta; Magnoliopsida; Solanales; Solanaceae
Biological process (GO): DNA repair; telomere maintenance
Molecular function (GO): DNA helicase activity
Source: RefSeq, a predicted model, not a curated record